UAGAUUGUGGUAUAGGCAGUCUUGUUUUUGUAUCUAGAAUUCUAGACUGUCCUAUAGAUAACCAUUUUUAUGGUUUAUAUAUUUAUUAUGAAAAUUAAAUAUGAACAACCUACCCCUAUCCAGUUUCACAUAUAAUAUUCUCUUUUAAUCAAUUACAAAAGAGUUCUUCCAGCAAUACAGUGGAAAUGGAAAGUUCCUACAGACCUUUAAAGUUUAAAAUUCGGGUAGAUAAAUUCUAGAAUACUUAGGAUAUGGCAUAAAAUUUGCAUUUACAAUGGCGUGGGAUUAAUUAAACCGAAAGUGUAGUUGAUUGAUAAUGCACCUAAUACAGUACUACACAGUUCGCUUGCGAAAACACAAUGCAUUUUUUUAUUAUUGCAACUAGACACGGAUUAAUUCUAGCAUUUCUCUGCGUUAUUAUAGUAUUAAUUGUGAUAAAUUUCUUGUCGCAAUACUCACCAGUGUUUCAAAUUGAUCGUACCAUAGCAAGACACAAAAGUCAUCAAUUUAACAAACAACUUCUACUUUCCCAAAUUCAUAAUGUGAACAUAGUGAAAAGUGAUCUAGUCAAUGUUUUCCAUAGCACUGAUGAUAUAGAUGAAAACAAAAGGAAGCACUGUGAAGUUGUACAUGUAGGAGUAGUCUGUAGCGGAUACAAAUCUAAUUUAUAUUUUCACACAAUGCUUAAAUCUUUUUAUUUCCACUCGAAUAAUCCAAUUCAUUUUCACAUUAUGGCUAACAAGAUCUCGAAGAAGGUGCUAAAGACAUUGUUUGACACAUGGGCUGUUCCUCAAGUUACCGUAACUUUUUAUAAUAUAUCAGAGUAUGUCGCGGAUGUGCGAUGGGUUCCCAAUGGCCAUUAUUCGGGAAUUUACGGAUUAUUAAAGUUACUGUUUCCCAAGGUGGUACCGGUGGCUGUGACGAACAAAAUCAUUGUGCUGGACACAGAUUUAACAUUUGUCGGAAAUAUUUACGAGCUUUGGAGAGAGUUUGAUAAAUUUGAAAAGAAACAGGCUGUGGGACUGGUUGAAAAUCAAAGCGAGUAUUAUUUGGGAAAGUUCUUUUCAUCACCGUGGCCUGCUGUUGGAAAAGGUUUCAACACUGGAAUCAUCCUGUAUUACAUAGACAGAUUGAAGAAUUUGGAUUGGGAAAAGCUAUGGAUUCGUAACGCGAAAAAAACAGCAUCGAUCUUUGGAGCCACUCGACUUGCCGACCAAGACAUCAUGAACUCUGUAAUUAAGCAAGAUCCAAAUAUCGUGUAUCGUGUACAUUGCGCAUGGAAUGUUCAGUUAAGUGACCAUACCCAAAGUCAGGAAUGCUACCAGAAAUAUCCCAUCAAAGUCGUCCAUUGGAACUCGCCCAAGAAAUUCAAUGUGAUCAAUCCAGACGGCGAAUAUUUUAGAACUUUGUAUAGAACAUUUUUAGAUUUAAAUGGAGAUCUAUUAAAACGACAGCUAUUCAACUGUGAACCUAACUCAAAAAAUGUCACGGAACCACCAAUUGAUGUCUGCUCGGAUUUUCGGAAAGCUUCAUUCCAAAAAUGGAGGACCCUACUAUUCUUUCGCGAAUACAGUUACGCCCCUGUGAAGGACGAUGUAACCAUUUUAGUGCAACUAUCAUUUGAUAGGCUGCAACUUGUCGAGGAACUCUGCAAGUAUUGGGAGGGUCCAGUAAGUCUCACUUUUUAUGUAACCGACACCGAACUCCAACAAACGAUAAAUUUCAUUGAAAGUUCCGAUGUGUUGAAGGACAGGUCGGACAUAGCCUUUCAUGCAGUUUUUAAAAGUGGAGAUUCGUAUCCAAUAAAUGAGUUGCGAAACGUGGGAUUACGACAGAUUACAACCCCUUAUGUCUUCUUGGCUGAUGCUGACUUUUUGACAAUGCACGAUUUGUACUCUAAUUUAAAAGACUACAUUAGUACGUUCAGCAGUAUGUAUAAGAAGGCUCUUAUAGUGCCAGCUUUUGAAAGCCAAAGAUAUCGAACUAGUUUACCAAAAAAUAAGAAGGAAUUAUUACAAAUGCUAAACAAUAAAUCUGUGUAUACAUUCCGCUAUGAUGUUUGGCCGAUGGGACAUUCGCCGGUCAAUUACCAAAAAUGGAAGACGGCCUCAACACCAUAUAAAGUCAAGUGGCAGCCCGAUUUCGAACCUUAUAUUGUCGUACGCGCCAACGUAACAGAGUACGACAGAAGAUUCCUAGGGUUCGGGUGGAAUAAAGUUUCGCAUGUGAUGGAGCUUGAAGCUCAAGGUUACGAUUUUAUCGUUUUACCAAACGCUUUUAUUAUACACAAGCCACAUGCCCCCAGUCACGAUAUUGGAAAAUUUCGACAUUCGUCAAUUUACAGAAUGUGUUUGCAAAAUUUAAAGGAGGAGUUUGUUGAACAACUCAGCAGGAAGUAUGGGCGAUUUUUUGAUAAUAAAAAUGUGUCAUUAGCUAUUGGUUCCUGAUUUUUUUCACCCAUUAUUUGAAUGUGAUUGUAAAAAGACACACUUGUCUCUCUUUUAUAUUCUUAUAUUAUUUUUUUACUACUGCCUCGUUAUUUGGUAAGAGCAAAGAGUACUAACUAUACAGUAUUCAAUAAAUAGGCAUUUAUGAGAACAUUUUUCUCAUUCAAAUACAGGCCGCUGUAACUACAGUUACUAGCGCAUGAAGUAUUACAUUAAUUUUGCUGUAGGUACCUAUCUCAUGUUGAAUCAUGUUGAAUAUUUAUUACUCUUUGGUAGUGGCUACAUUUUUGCUUUUAUAUAAUAUAUGUAUGCUCUAAUAGAGCUCUCUCUCUUUUAUAUAGCUACAUCAUACAACGUGUGUGAGAGGUUGAUUUUAUUGUAAAGAUGAUUGCUUGGGGAAAAUAUUUAUUGUAUUAUUUGUAUUGAACUGAUUGUGGUUUUGAGAGAAUUGGUGCAUUUUUAAGAGAAUUUGCAUGCAGAGGUAGGUACAUGUUGUUGUGAGUGUGGUUUGAGAUAAUAGAUUCUGAUAGUGAAGGAUAAUCUGAUCCUUUCCACCCUGGAACUCAAUUUUUCUAAUUAUAACUUGCUCAGAGUGUAACUACCUUCAAGGUUCAACGUGAAAUCGCAUGAGAUGUGAUUCUAAAAAGUACAUUUUUGAUUUUAGCUGCAUUCUUGUUUUCAGAUUAAUAAAUAAUUGUCCGUAAUUAACGCAACUUGCGGUGCAAAAUAAUUCUUAACAAAGAUAAAUAACAGCUUUGAGAUUUCAGACGUGAACACUAUCAGCAUCUAUUGGUUUAAAAGGUAGUAAUGGUGACUGAUUAAUGCUAGAAUUUGACAUAAGUAGGUAUCAUCACAUAUCUUUUAAAAUGGUGAUAGGAAACAUUAUAUUAUUUUGUGAGACAAUGACAUUUAAGUAGGUAACAGUGAAGUAAUAUUAAAAUUAUGAAAGUUUCAGUGAUUUUUGAGAAACAAAAUUACAAGUGUAGUACAAUACAUUAGUAUACUUUGAGUAUUUAUUUUCUCUAUCUAGCUACCAGUAGACAACUACAAACUUCAGGGUUUUACAUAAUUAUAUCUAGUACUGUAGAAUUAUUGCAUGUUUUACAAUAAAAGUUUUGUUGAAUAUUUA
This is a messenger RNA of Photinus pyralis (common eastern firefly), 3576 nucleotides long. RefSeq names its product LARGE xylosyl- and glucuronyltransferase 1-like. The record is from RefSeq and is a predicted model, not a curated record. The transcript is spliced from 10 exons. Gene Ontology annotation, molecular function: glucuronosyltransferase activity; xylosyltransferase activity. NCBI's taxonomy places the organism in Eukaryota, Metazoa, Arthropoda, Insecta, Coleoptera, Lampyridae. Gene Ontology annotation, biological process: protein O-linked glycosylation via mannose. Bases 360 to 2447 code for a protein of 695 amino acids.